AUGCCACCUUCACGACACCCGCUCUCCUCCCCGCCUUUCUUCGUCCCAUGCGGGCGGGCACGGUCCAAGCUGGCAGUGAAGCAGCAGGCGUCAGUGCUGACGUGGCUCAGCCACUGGUACAACUGGCUGCUCAGGCUGCAUAACAUGGUGUUCGUGCUGCUGAUAAUGGCAGCCCCAGUGCUCCUCGCGCUCCUCUUCACGCCGCUCUUCCUCGCCCUCGCCUCCGGCUUCGCCUCCCCCCCAGACAGCCCUGAGUUUCACUCCCUCGACAUCCACACUAUCCUCUCCGGCCCGCUCGCCCUGCCUCUCGACCAAUGGGAGCGCGCCAGCAGGGCGGGACCGGCGGCGGUGGCGAUGUGCUGGAUGUGUGCUGUGGUCGUGCGUGCAGGGCAGUGGCUGUAUGUGGCUCUGCAUUUCUUCCUCUUCGCGUGA
Molecule: messenger RNA, 432 nt
Organism: Closterium sp. NIES-65
Lineage: Eukaryota; Viridiplantae; Streptophyta; Zygnematophyceae; Desmidiales; Closteriaceae
Source: the annotation of a GenBank genome assembly